Messenger RNA from Siniperca chuatsi (mandarin fish), 2048 nucleotides. RefSeq names its product putative ferric-chelate reductase 1. The coding region runs from base 51 to 1862 and encodes 603 amino acids. Gene Ontology annotation, molecular function: oxidoreductase activity, acting on metal ions. The transcript has 15 exons. The record is from RefSeq and is a predicted model, not a curated record. Lineage: Eukaryota; Metazoa; Chordata; Actinopteri; Centrarchiformes; Sinipercidae.
ACAGACUCCACCUGAACUCCUCACAGCUGAAUAGCAGUAUUGUAUUGCUCAUGGUCUCUGUUUCACUGGCUGUAUUUAUGAGUAGAGUGGAUCAUUUCAUUGCAAUGGACCAUGUUAUGUUGUUGCUGGUGUGUGUUGCUCCUGUGGUUCGGUGCUACAGCUCAGGUCAAGUUAUGGACAGCUGUGAAGACAUGCGACCCCACCACUCUGGGCUGAGCCCGCAGACGGAACCUGCAGCCUUCAUCGUCACUACGGACCACAGCAGCUACAGACUUGGAGAGGAGGUGAAAGUUCAGCUCCAGGCUCCAGCUUCCACACCAUUCAUUGGUUUCCUGUUAGAGGCUAGAGAAGUGGGGGGGCAGUCUCCUGUGGGCAGCUUCGUCCUGACAACAGGGGCCGCUCAGCUCCUCACCUGCAGCUGGAGACCUAACUCAGCUGUAUCCCACAGAUCAGAGUCUGUUAAAACCUCCAUUCAGGUGACAUGGAGAUCAGAAGCGACAGCAGACGCGAAACCCAUUCAGUUCCAUGCAUCCUUCGUGCAGAAUUACAGGACAUUCUGGGUUGAUGUUACAAGUCCUGCCCUGACCUUCACUAAUGACAGUACUGGUGGAACUACAAGUCCCGCCACUACACCAACAACAACCAGUUCCACCACUACACCAACAACGACAAUUACAAUACAUCAACCUGCACCACCUGUUAUAAGUAUCUCCAGUGCAGAGUGUGGUGUCACCAAGGUGUGUUUCAGUCAGCCUUCAAACUGUGACCCGAUAGUCAGUGCUGACUGUUAUUUCAUGUCAGCCAUGAUGUUGUCGCCCAGUGAUGCAGCCGUCCGCUAUGAGAUGACAGGCCCUUCUGAUGGUUACAUCUCUUUUGGAUUCUCAGAUGAUCAGAUGAUGGGACAGGAUGACAUUUACAUUUGUGGCAUAGGCAGCAACGGCCUGAUGCAGUUGCAGCAUGCCUUUUCAACAGGACAAACAGCUCCACUAGCUCUUCCUCUGGGAAAUGUUUCUGAUGUAAGAGCAUCAAGGCAGGACAGGGUGAUCAGCUGUUCCUUCACCUCAAUGAACACUUUUUCUACUCAGCGGACCACUGACUUCAACAAAACCUACUUUCUCAUGUUUGCCCAUGGACCCAGCAGCAAUGGACAAAUCCAGUUCCAUACUGGUACCUUCAUCAGCACUGACAAGGUAGACAUUUCCAGACCUCAGCUUGUCAGAAAAGCUGGAUGGCCUCAUAUCAUCAAAGCACAUGGAGCACUGAUGCUGAUAGCCUGGAUGACCACAGGAUCACUGGGAAUGAUGGUUGCCCGAUAUCUGAAAGGAGUGGCCAAAGGACAGAACAUGUGGGGAAAAGAUGUCUGGUUUCUGGUCCAUGUUGCAGUGAUGAAUGUGACGGUAGCUGCCACAAUCAUCGCAUUCAUCCUCUCCUUCUCAUACGUCAAGGCCUGGUCUGGGGGAGCACAUCCUGUGUUAGGCUGCCUGGUUAUGAGCCUCUCUGUACUCCAGCCCAUAAUGGCUCUGCUGCGCUGUGAACCACAACAUCCACUGAGAUUUCUGUUCAAUUGGCCACAUGCUUUAAAUGGAGUGGCAAUAAAAGCUUUAUCUGUAGCGGCCAUAUUAACAGGCUUGAAGUUAACUGACAGCACUCUGGACCAAUGGCUGAUGAAAGUGAUGAGUGGUUCUGUUGGCUGGGAAGCUUUGUUCUACAUCUUGUUGGAUGUCCAUUACAAAUGGAAGGUUAAGAGUACAGAUACUUUGGAAUCAAAAAUGAUAACAGUUGAUGUCCUGCUGAUGACUCUGUUCUUCCUGGGAAACUUUACCUUUUUGGUGGCACUGUUGGUUGGAAUUGGGAUGUCAUAAGAAGGGAAUGAAGAAUGCAAAAAAAACCUACUAAAGCAUUUCUAUUAUAUACCAGGAAUUUGCCAAAUUCUUAGAUCGAUUUUUUUAAAUCUAAAACUGCAUUUUUUUAACGAAAUCCUUGAACAUAUUGUUUUAAUGUCUAAUUUGUAUGCCCUGCCUCAAAAUAAAUAAAAUAAAAAUUACACA